Messenger RNA from Nymphalis io (European peacock), 921 nucleotides. Its product is annotated as histone H3. Gene Ontology annotation, molecular function: structural constituent of chromatin; DNA binding; protein heterodimerization activity. The transcript has a single exon. Gene Ontology annotation, cellular component: nucleosome. The record is from RefSeq and is a predicted model, not a curated record. Bases 275 to 685 code for a protein of 136 amino acids. Lineage: Eukaryota; Metazoa; Arthropoda; Insecta; Lepidoptera; Nymphalidae.
GGUAAGCGUGAACGUACGAGAGGGACAUCGUAGCUUAGAGAAAGAGAUAGCGAUACGUCAUUAUCGCUGCACCUCCAUACGAGCACACCGUACUGCGCGUAGUAGUUACCGGUAUAAAAGGAGACACCCGGCCCGUAAAUUUUCAUUCAGUCUCUGACGUUCAUCUCGAGCGGACUCUACUGCUGCUACUACUACUACUACAACUACAACUACAACUACAACUACCACUCUCUAGUUUUCGUGUUUAGUGUUACGUGUUUCGUGUCUCGUGAAGAUGGCUCGUACCAAACAGACGGCCCGAAAAUCAACCGGCGGUAAGGCGCCGCGGAAGCAACUCGCCACCAAGGCCGCUCGUAAGAGCGCUCCGGCCACGGGAGGUGUGAAGAAACCUCAUCGUUACAGACCCGGUACGGUCGCUCUUCGUGAAAUACGUCGCUAUCAGAAGAGUACGGAACUUUUGAUACGCAAGCUGCCGUUCCAGCGUCUUGUCCGUGAGAUCGCACAAGACUUCAAGACGGAUCUACGUUUCCAGAGUUCGGCCGUUAUGGCGUUACAGGAAGCUAGCGAGGCUUACCUCGUCGGUCUAUUCGAAGACACGAACCUGUGCGCUAUCCACGCCAAGCGUGUAACGAUCAUGCCCAAGGAUAUUCAAUUGGCGCGUAGGAUCCGAGGAGAACGUGCUUAAUUACGUGACGUCGUCGAUUGCAUACUACUGCGUGUGUUUAUAAUAAUAAUAAAUAUACGUAGUAGUAGUAUUUGCAAAAUAUAAUUAUCAAAAAGGCCCUUUUCAGGGCCGCAUAUAUAUAUCUGAAAACGAAAAAAAAAAAAAUGUUUGUUUCAUACGUUCAAUCACGUCACGAAAUAUUAUUACAAAUUUUAACAUAAUUCACGAGAUCACGUCGAACACGCUAUAAUAAAUAU